AUGACGCAUACAAUUGUAUCAGGAGACACAUUCUGGGCCUUAGCACGAAAAUAUCGCUGUAAUGUUGAUGAAAUUACGGCUGCGAAUCCCGGUGUAUCGCCGACAAAACUACAGAUUGGACAGGUUAUUCGCAUACCGAACAAAAAAAAUAACACAAAAGCAAGCACAGGUGGAUCUGGGAGAGAAUAUGAUCCUUGGAAAUCAGAUGAAACUGACGUAUUAACACGAACAAUUUGGGCUGAAGCUCGUGGUGAACCAUCCGAAGGACAAGCUGCCGUUGCACACACAGUUCUUAAUCGUGCAAAUGGGACGCUUCAUAAAGGAGGUCUAGGAAGCGCGAGAGAGAGUGAAAGGACGGAUUUACAAGAACAAUGUUUAUGUUAA
Didymodactylos carnosus is the source of this 384-nucleotide messenger RNA. Lineage: Eukaryota; Metazoa; Rotifera; Eurotatoria; Philodinida; Philodinidae. The record is from the annotation of a GenBank genome assembly.